AUGGCGUCUCGAAACCAGUUCGAUGGCUUUUCUCCACCUCGUUCGAACCUUCAGAGAUUCAUCUUCAAUGCCUGCGACCCCAUAGCCAAUAUCGAACCCAACUUAGGCUCAAACCUCGAGGUCGUCGACCUGAUAAACUCCAAAAAGGGCAAUGCACCUCGUGAGGCCGCGGUGACAAUUGUCCAACUCAUCAACCACAGAAACCCAAACGUCUCCAUGCUUGCCCUGUCUCUCCUGGACAUCUGCGUCAAAAACUGUGGCUAUCCAUUCCACCUGCAAAUCAGUACGAAAGAAUUCCUCAAUGAGCUUGUUCGACGCUUUCCAGAGCGCCCGCCCAUCCGCCCGAGCCGCGUACAGGGCAAAAUACUAGAGGCCAUCGAAGAAUGGCGUCAAACAAUCUGCCAGACUUCUCGGUACAAAGAUGAUUUGGGUUUCAUAAGAGACAUGCACCGGCUGUUACUGUACAAAGGCUAUAUGUUCCCCGAGGUCCGGCAAGAAGAUGCAGCCGUGUUGAACCCGAGCGAUAACCUACAAUCUGCGGAAGAGAUGGAGGAGGAAGACCGAGCGGCGCAAUCUGCAAAAUUACAGGAACUUAUCCGGCGAGGACGACCACAAGACCUGCAGGAAGCCAAUCGAUUGAUGAAAGUCAUGGCCGGUUAUGACACCAGGCACAAGACGGACUAUCGUGCCAAGGCCGCAGAGGAGGUGUCAAAGGUUCAACAAAAGGCGAAAAUCCUUGAAGAGAUGCUUCAAAAUCAUCGGCCUGGGGACACAAUCGGUGACGGUGAUGUCUUUGAGGAGCUGGCCUCUGCAUUGGCCAGUGCACAUCCCAAGAUCCAGAAAAUGUGUGAGGAGGAAUCUGAAGAUGCUGAGGCGGUAUCGAAACUACUCGAAAUCAACGAUAGCAUCCACCGCACCAUCAAACGGUACAAGUUAAUGAAGGCCGGGAACAUUGAGGAAGCAAAUAGGAUCGAGAAAGGAACCUUAGGCACGACGACGGGCGUUAGCAAGAAUGCUGCCAACGAGCUUUCGUUAAUUGACUUUGACCCGGAGCCUCCAGCCCCAGCUGCAUUGUCAAAUGCCAACGGAUCACUCUUGGAUGCUGGUCCGGGGUCAUCAGCACAAGCAAAGCCAACAACGGUAGAAGAUGACCUACUUGGACUCUCACUGGACGACUCAAGUUCGGGGCAGAUGGGCUCAAUUUCCCUCGGACCCAGUACAACUUUUGGAAAUACUUCUGCUUCAGGCUUUGCAAGCAAACCUCACUUUCCCACAGCUCCAGCUCCAGCACCGGCCCCUCAACCCUCUCCGAAACCGAACUAUGACAUUUUUGCCUCCCUGACCAGUGCUUUACCCCCUUCAAAACCAUCUACGCCCGCACCAGCAGCAACACCACAACGCCCAGCAAGUCAAGCGGCAUUAGAUCCGUUCGCUGCCCUUGUCUCUGGAGGAUCACGUCCCUCAACUCCUCGGGCGUCCACACCGCUUGAAGGGCUCGCUCGAUCCGCAGCUGGGGCGCCACAAGUGCCAGGAGGAGGAGCAGCGGCAGCGACAGCGGCAGAAGAUGAAUGGCUCUUUGAGUCGUCACUGCCCGGGCCGUCUAUCGUCUUAGUGCAUUCAUCGUCCAUAAAGAUCGAAUUUGAGCCCCGCCGAAUACCAGGGCAGUCAGUCAUACAGAUGACAGCAUAUUUCUCCAACACUACGCAUCAACGCAUUACAGCAUUGCACUUCCAAGUCGCGGUGGAGAAGAGCUAUACGCUGCAACUCAAGCCGCAGAGUGGGCGGGAGCUAGCGCCCAAGUCUGAACGACCUCUAAAACAAGAAAUUCUCCUGAACGGCAUACCAGAAGGCAAGGGAAAUGCGGUCAAAAUGCGGUUCAAAGUAUCAUAUGCUCUGAAUGGCCAACCCCGAGAAGAACAAGGUACGGUGCCAUCGUUAGGGGUCAAUUAG
Exophiala aquamarina CBS 119918 is the source of this 1950-nucleotide messenger RNA. RefSeq lists its product as uncharacterized. Gene Ontology annotation, cellular component: trans-Golgi network. The record is from RefSeq and is a predicted model, not a curated record. Gene Ontology annotation, molecular function: ubiquitin binding; phosphatidylinositol binding. Bases 1 to 1950 code for a protein of 649 amino acids. Gene Ontology annotation, biological process: Golgi to endosome transport; Golgi to vacuole transport; protein transport to vacuole involved in ubiquitin-dependent protein catabolic process via the multivesicular body sorting pathway. Lineage: Eukaryota; Fungi; Ascomycota; Eurotiomycetes; Chaetothyriales; Herpotrichiellaceae. The transcript has 3 exons.